Molecule: messenger RNA, 495 nt
Organism: Rotaria sordida
Lineage: Eukaryota; Metazoa; Rotifera; Eurotatoria; Philodinida; Philodinidae
Source: the annotation of a GenBank genome assembly
AUGACUAGAUUGAUUACCUAUCGAUUUAUUGAACAAUUAAUUAUUUCGAGUAAAGAUAAUAAUCGAUAUUUAAAUAUUUUGUUUAUAAAUUUAAAAGAUAAUAAUUUAGAUUGGCAUUAUCUUGAAAAUAUUCAAUCAUCAAAUAAUCAAUUGAAAGAAGAUAUUAAACAUCUCUAUUAUAAAAUUAUUAAAAAUAUAUUAUCAUUUUCAAUAGAAUCUAAUAUGAAAACAUUAUGUGUAUUGAAUCUCAUCAAUCUAAACUAUAAUUCGAUGGAUUUAUGUUUUUUGAAUGAUUUUCAAUUUAUUCAAGAGUUAUUUAAUCCAUUUAUUAGUUUGACCAAAAUCGAUACGACAAAUGUCGAUUUAAUGAAUAUGAAAUUCACAACAUUUAAUUGGUUUCGUUUAGUUGUAUUAAAAUUAUGUGAAAAUAUUGAAUUAGAAGAAUUACGAAAUAUGCAUCUUGGUAAUCGAAAAUUUCAUCAUAUCUUACAAUAA